AUGGACUCAUUCGGAAUUGAAUGCAGCAAAUCAUGCCCUGAGGGAUACCAUGGUGUAAAUGGUGAGGAAAAAUGUCUUUGUAAUACAACACAAUACAUUGUUGGAUGUAAUACAACAACAGGGGCUUGUUCCAAUGUAACAAAUAAAAUCCUUUGCAUUGGGGGCACUGGUCAUGAUUGUUUAAUACCCUGUCCUAAGGGAUAUUAUGGCGAAGGAUGUAGAGAAAAGUGUUUGUGUGAAGACUGUGAUAGAACUGGUGCCUGUGCUGAUAAAAAGACAACAGGUCUAUCACUUGUUUCAUUGGCUGUUUUAGCGGUGGGUGGGAUACUAUUUGUGGCAACAUGUGCUGUUUGUGUCAUGAUGAAAAGGAGAUUGUUCCUAAACGUCAAUCGUAACUAUGUGCAAGAAAGUUUUUGUCCAAAUGAUGCAACUUCUCAAAGUUACGCAAAAGUAGACGAAAAUGUGUAUAACGAAUGUGAAGGACAUUCCCUCGGUAACACUGCAUCAACUAAAAGCAGUCGUGAAAGACAUUACAAUACAUAUGAUGUACCCCAAGAAGAUGUCCAAAAGACAGCAAAACCAUCAAUCCUAGCUCUUCUGAGGAGAAAAGAUAAUUCUGAUACAAGGAUAACGAAAAGUGAAUACAUUCAUGUUGUUGAAACACAGGGCCCUUUUGCAGAACCAGCCUCUGGAAGUGCUCAACCGCCAUCCGUACCACCACAAACGUCAUCACAAGAAGUGACUUUAUCUAACUCCAAAAAGUUGUCAUGUUCAAACAUACAACAAAGGAUAACUUUUUUUGAAAAUCAGCACAAAAAAGAUUGAUUUACAUCUUGUUCCUGUCUUCAGGAAGUAGUUCCUACAUUUUACAAUAUUUUAUAUUUGCCUGAUCUAGAGAAUAUAAAAAAAAUCAAUAAGGUCGAAUGUCAUGUCAAGAUCAUUG
Molecule: messenger RNA, 943 nt
Organism: Saccostrea cuccullata (small rock oyster)
Lineage: Eukaryota; Metazoa; Mollusca; Bivalvia; Ostreida; Ostreidae
Exons: 4
Coding region: 1-825 (274 amino acids)
Source: RefSeq, a predicted model, not a curated record